AUGUCCAUCACCAUCGACAAGAUCCUGGCUGCCGCCCCCGUUACCACGCGGGGCCAGCCCACCCAGCUCUCCUGCGAUGCCAAAGGAGAGCGCAUAGCUUAUGCCUCUGGCAAAUCCAUCUUCCUCCGCUCCAUCGACGACCCCUCCCAAUGCAAGCAGUACAACGGCCACACCGCCCAGACCACCGUGGCUCGCUUCGCGCCCUCUGGCUUCUACGUCGCAUCCGGUGACGUGUCCGGCUCGGUCCGCGUCUGGGAUGCCGUCGAGGCUGUCAACACGAAGGGGGAGUACCACAUCAUCAGCGGGCGCAUCAACGACAUCGGCUGGGACGGCGACUCGCAGCGCAUCAUCGCCGUGGGCGACGGCCGCGAGCGCUUCGGCGCCUGCAUCACGGCCGACAGUGGGAACUCGGUCGGCGAGGUCACCGGCCACAGCAAAGUCGUCAACGCCGUGGCUAUGAGACAGCAGCGGCCGCUACGUGCCGCGACGGUCUCGGACGACGCCAGCAUGUGCUUCCUCCACGGCGCGCCGUUCAAGUUCGCGGGCAAGUCGAACGACCUUCACAAGGGCUUCGUGUACGGCACUGCUUUCAGCCCAGACGGGAAUGUGCUGGUCACAGUGGGCGCGGACCGCAGGAUCCAGCUGUACGACGGCAAGACGGGCGAGCCGACGAAGCAGAUCGGCGAGGGCGUGCACACGGGCAGCAUCUUUGCUGUGAGCUGGGCGAAGGACUCGAAGCGGUUCGUGACCGCCAGUGCGGACCAGUCUGUGAGAGUGUGGGAUGUCGAGUCUGGCGAGAACGUGCAGACGUGGAAGCUGGGCCAGGAGGGUGCUGUGAACGUCGGAGAUCAGCAGGUCGGUGUGGCUUGGCCUCGGGAUGACUUGAUCAUCGCUCUGAGCUUGGACGGUGAUCUGAACUACCUGUCAGAGGGAAGUGCAGCGCCGACCAAGACUGUCCAGGGCCACAACAAGGGCAUUACAGCAAUUGCGACAGGCUCUGAUGGCAGUGGCAAGGAUGUCUACACGGGCAGUUUCGACGGCCGUGUAUGCCAUUGGAAUGUCGAGAGUGGGGUUGGCGCUGUCAUUGACGGGCAAACACACACAAACCAGGUCACACAAAUUGCAGCUACCUCUGGACAAGCCUUCAGUGUCGGCUGGGAUGACUCAUUGAGGACUCUCGACGAGGGUGCCAAUACUUUUACUGGAUCAUCAACAAAGCUGGAGGCACAGCCCAAGGGUGUCGGAGAGCUCAGCACCAACUAUACGCCCACAUCUCUCGCUGCUUCGGGUUCAACAGUAGCAGUUGGAGACGGCAACGACGUCCGGAUCUACGAGCUCGACUCGAGUAACAAGCUCUCUGAGCUCCAGGUCCUGAAGAAGUCUGCGGCCCAGAUCUCGAGCCUGGCGUUCUCCAAGGACGGCAGCCACCUGGCGGCGGGCAACUCCCAAGGCAAGAUCUUCGCAUUCAAGACGGAUGACUGGAGCGUGGCAACGGACCGAUGGUCUGCACACACCGCGCGUGUCAUGAGCAUAGCUUGGAACGAUGCUGGUACCCACGCUGCCAGCGGUGCUUUGGAUACACAUGUCUACGUGUGGAGCCUGGCGAAGCCUGCGAGUCGGGUGAAGGCGUUGAACGCGCACAAGGAUGGAGUAAAUGGCGUCAGCUGGGUCGAGGGCUCGUCCAAGAUCGCUAGCACAGGAGGUGAUGCGGCGGUCAAGAUCUGGAACGUGUCUGGCCUGCAAUGA
Molecule: messenger RNA, 1746 nt
Organism: Diaporthe citri
Lineage: Eukaryota; Fungi; Ascomycota; Sordariomycetes; Diaporthales; Diaporthaceae
Exons: 3
Coding region: 1-1746 (581 amino acids)
Biological process (GO): actin filament depolymerization; positive regulation of actin filament depolymerization
Cellular component (GO): cortical actin cytoskeleton
Molecular function (GO): actin filament binding
Source: RefSeq, a predicted model, not a curated record